AUGCCAAUUGAAUUUGUCGACAGCAAAGAUAACAACUGGGUAGGAGAUCAAAAAGCGUACCUGUCGGUGAAACUUUGGUGUAGUUUUAAUCUCCCACCUGGACCCUACUCUUGCCUGCAAUAUACAUUGGAUUCGUGUGAGCACUCGGAGAAUCAGGUCAUAGCGGAUCAGCAGAGAUGUCCUUUCGAAAUGAGCUUGCAUGAAUUUGUUGCUUUUGGCUGUCUUCGUACGGGAAACAGAGUACAGCGGCAUAACAUGAUUCGCGAGCUAGCGUUGUCUACUCUUUCAAUGAAUGAAGAGGCGAUAGGCGUGUUGUUCCGUCAGGCAGCGUGGGAAUCCAGCACCCCAAGCCCUGACUCAGAGCUGAGAGAGGCCCAUCUAGCAUUCGCACACAAUGGCUUAGGUGAUCGACUUUUGGAAUACUUGGAUCAAAAACUCGGCUCCAUUGAGGCCAACUGGAAUGAGCAUCACACUCUGCACACACUCGUCAUUCUUGGCCUCCGGGCCCUCAGUUUGUUAGAAGGGUUCUCAACUGUUGAACGUGCGGUAACAUUUUUACGUCGGAGCCGAAAGACCAGUUUAAAGUGGUGCGAGGACCUGGCCGCAACCCUGGGCACUCAAACAGACGCACACAGUAAAACACAGCAGUUGCUUAUUGUCAAUAUCGGGGGGUGUCUGUCAACUUACGUAUGCAGUAGAGCCGCAGCACCUUCCACUUCUCCUGGCAAAUUGUCCUCCAGGCCGCCUACCUCAGGAGUACACUAG
This is a messenger RNA of Aspergillus glaucus CBS 516.65, 765 nucleotides long. RefSeq lists its product as uncharacterized. Lineage: Eukaryota; Fungi; Ascomycota; Eurotiomycetes; Eurotiales; Aspergillaceae. The record is from RefSeq and is a predicted model, not a curated record. Bases 1 to 765 code for a protein of 254 amino acids. The transcript has a single exon.